AUGAUCACAGGAGUAGAGACUGCAGGCCUUGUGCUGGCGGCCUUCCCACUCCUCAUAUCAGCCCUAGAACACUACCGCGAAGGCUUCGAGCCAUUGGCAGACUGGUGGAAGUUCCGCACAGAAUUUGUGGCCUUCAUACAUGUUAUUGACCGUCAAUCGCUUCUGUUCAGUGAGAAUUUGGAAGAGCUCCUGUCACCGAUUAUCUCCUCCGAGGGCGAAAUGGGGGCCCUGUUGCAAAACCCUUUGGGCCCAGCAUGGCGAGAUCCUCGACUCGAGUCGAAUUUAGAGGAUCGUCUGCCCAAAUCCUAUGAAUCGUACCGGAACACCAUUGAGGAUAUGAACAGCUGCAUGGCCAAAUUGCAAGAAAAGCUAGGAAUCAAGGAUGGGAAGCUGACAUGGGUGAACGACGAAACUGGCUCUGCAAAAAACCGCGUCAGAUGUGAAUUUGAAUUUCGGAGGAUUAAAUACGUUCUGGCUAAGAAGAAACGAGAAAGGUUGGUGAGGGAAUUGACGAGCAACAACGAGGAGCUACGGAAGAUUUUCACAUCCAGCGAGAGGCUUGCAAGUCAUCGCAAGAAACGGCGUAUGCCAAAUGCUUUCAAGCGGAUAAGGGAUCAGGCGUGUGGACUUUACAGUGCUUUACAGACUGGUUGGAGAUGUCAGUGCCCACAGGCAGAUCCGUCUCAUCAUGCCAAUUUGCUUCUCGAGAAGCGUUUCGAUGGAAUUAAAGCAAGAAAGCAUAUCAAACGACCGCAGUCCGAGAGUAGCAUCACGGUGUUGUUCUGGGUCCAGAAAAAUUCGCAGAAGGAUCAAUUGAUCUGGCAUGAGACAGAAAUCAGAUUGCUUGAGGCUGACGACUGUCAAAUCGUGCACCAAAUGUCUACUCUCAGCCAUAACGCUCAAAAUGCAGACUUCAACGGCAUUGUGAAGACCUUCGAAACAGGUAGUGCAGGUCUCACGCUGCCUUUUCGCAAGCGACCAAAGCAUGUUACAUUUCCACAAAUCACCCUGCAGCCUCCUAAGCUCAAAGAAACGAGUCAUCAAUUGAUUGAAAUAGCUGACUUGUGUGCCGCUGUCCAGAAGGCUUGCAGUGGGCAAGGACAUCUCCCGCUCGGCUACCUCAAGGAUCUCGACAAUCGCCGUCAUGCCUUUUACCCAUCAACGCCUCCUCCAGUCUUUGACAAAGAAGUAGAAACUAUCUCUCUAGCGAGUCUGCUCUUGAAGUCAGACCCUGGCCUGGAAGCCGCGCAUACAUAUAAGCUCUCCAGAUUCGAGAGAUAUACCGUUGCGGUAGUUCUUGCAUCUUCUCUUCUGCAGCUCUAUAGCUCCCCGUGGGUCGGUGAGACAUGGAGCAAAGAAGACAUCCACUUCAUGAAAGCUCCGGCGGGGGCUCUACAGUCUGUGCUUAUUGAUAGACCCUACAUUUCGAGAAAAUUCACAUCCUACACCCCUGAAACCUGCCAUUUGCCUGAUUGCAGACCAACGCAGUACCAAACCAGUACUAAGAAUCUGCAGGCGCUAGGAAUCAUGCUGCUCGAGCUUUGCUUUGGAGAGGCUAUUGAGGAUCAGCCUAUUCGAGAGAAGUAUCUUGGUCGCGACGGUCAGCCAAAUGAUAUGACAGACUUCUCUACUGCACAGCACUGGUGGCAGAAUUAUGCGCUGGGUGAGGGUGGACCUGAAUUCUAUGAGGCCAUUCGCCGAUGCCUUUUCUGUGCCUUUGGGCCUAAGAGCACUGAUCUCGAGGAUGAUGAAUUGAGAUCGGCUGUCUAUAACGAGGUUGUUGAGCCUCUUGAUGGGACUGUGAGGCAAUUCAGUUCAAAUGGUUGA
Messenger RNA from Bacidia gigantensis, 1827 nucleotides. RefSeq lists its product as uncharacterized. The transcript has 2 exons. Bases 1 to 1827 code for a protein of 608 amino acids. NCBI's taxonomy places the organism in Eukaryota, Fungi, Ascomycota, Lecanoromycetes, Lecanorales, Ramalinaceae. The record is from RefSeq and is a predicted model, not a curated record.